AUGGAUAAUUCAGAUACUACCUCAUUUAGAAGUAUCUUGGCAAAUGCCAAAAAAUUACAAAACAAUGCGGAAAGCAUAGAUAUCCAGGAGAAUGGGAAAAAAUUACCAGUUAUUUACAAGGAACAAUCACAUAACCACAGUGAUCAAAAACAUUCUAAUAGUUCAAACAAUACGGUAGUUAAUGCUUUUACCAUAAAACAUAAUCAGCCCCAAAUUAGUGAUAAAAACGAUGAUAUCCAAAGUAAUAGGACGUCUGGGGGAGAUAAGUAUAGCAAUGCCAAAACAGUUUUAGUAAGUAAAACCCAAAAGGGAAACCCUUUACUAGAUAAAUUACAAAAUACCAAGUGGAGAUACGUUAGUUCUUCUCCCACCGCCAAAAUAGAAUAUGAUUAUCUAAUACGAGGUUCACGUAAAGUUAUAUUCUUGUCUUUAAAAUACCAUAAACUACAUCCAGAAUAUAUUUAUAGAAAAAUAAAGCCCAUAGUAAAUCAAAAUUCAAUUUUGCUAUGUGUAGUUGAUGUAGAAAAUUCAGAAGAUAUUUUAAAAGACUUGACCAAACUAACUUUAUUUAAUGGUUUUACACUAUUACUAAGUUUUAAUUUCGAACAAGCAGCCAAAUAUAUAAUGUUUUUAAAUAAAUAA
This is a messenger RNA of Saccharomycodes ludwigii, 642 nucleotides long. RefSeq names its product DNA repair protein RAD10 (gene RAD10). The coding region runs from base 1 to 642 and encodes 213 amino acids. Gene Ontology annotation, cellular component: nucleus; nucleotide-excision repair factor 1 complex; ERCC4-ERCC1 complex. Lineage: Eukaryota; Fungi; Ascomycota; Saccharomycetes; Saccharomycodales; Saccharomycodaceae. Gene Ontology annotation, biological process: meiotic mismatch repair; mitotic recombination; nucleotide-excision repair. The transcript has a single exon. Gene Ontology annotation, molecular function: damaged DNA binding; single-stranded DNA binding. The record is from RefSeq and is a predicted model, not a curated record.